GUGGUGAUAGACACAGACUACCUAGCACGUGUGAUACUGUUUGGUGGGAUCCAAUAGGAAAUAAAUGUUUAUGUAAUGACUCGACUUGUGCUUAUACGGAUACUAGUGUACCAAUGCCCAAUAAAACUUCAACGAACAAUUCCAAUACUGGCAGCGAUGGAAAAUCCAACACCAAUGGUCAAAAAUCUGAUGCUAGUUCAUUACUAUAUAGUUCUGCUUUAAU
Molecule: messenger RNA, 223 nt
Organism: Scutellospora calospora
Lineage: Eukaryota; Fungi; Glomeromycota; Glomeromycetes; Diversisporales; Gigasporaceae
Source: the annotation of a GenBank genome assembly